Saccharomyces mikatae IFO 1815 is the source of this 645-nucleotide messenger RNA. It is a transcript of the gene YPT35, whose product is annotated as Ypt35p. Lineage: Eukaryota; Fungi; Ascomycota; Saccharomycetes; Saccharomycetales; Saccharomycetaceae. The transcript has a single exon. The coding region runs from base 1 to 645 and encodes 214 amino acids. The record is from RefSeq and is a predicted model, not a curated record. Gene Ontology annotation, molecular function: phosphatidylinositol-3-phosphate binding.
AUGAACGAUAAGAUAUCCAUUCUACCUCCUGAACCCAUCCAGCUUCUUGACGAGGACACUACAGAGGCUGAAUUCGAAGUUGACUCACAACAAGAAAAUGAAGAGCCUCUCAGCACGUCAAAUAGUGAUAGUAACAAUAGCUGUAGCAAUGAUCGGGGCCCCACAUUUACCAGAACUAGACCCAGGCGGAGCAGCUCUAUCAAUUCCAGCUUUAGUUUCCAAAAGGCUCACGUCAGCGAUUGCACCAUAGUCAAUGGAGACCAUGGAACAAAGUUUGCUGUCUGGAGAAUUACCAUUUUUCUUGAGCCCAACUCAAACGUUGUAGCUGCCAAGAAGGAAAGCUAUAAAGUCCAGACCUAUAAACGAUACUCUGAUUUCGUCAAAUUACGGGACGAUUUACUAACAAGAUUAAAGACAGCAAAGCCUGAGAAGCUACACUGUUUACAGAUUCCUAAAUUGCCCCCUUCAGUUCAGUGGUACAGCACCUGGAAGUAUCAGCAGGUGAACCUAAACAAAGACUGGCUAGCUAAAAGACAAAGAGGGCUCGAAUACUUUCUCAAUCACACCAUUCUUAACAGCGGACUGGUAGAGAUUGCUAAGGAUAUACUAGUUCAGUUUCUUGAAUCUUCAAAGAGUUUUGCAUAG